Corticium candelabrum is the source of this 1649-nucleotide messenger RNA. Its product is annotated as TNF receptor-associated factor 6-like. Gene Ontology annotation, molecular function: zinc ion binding; protein binding. The transcript has a single exon. Lineage: Eukaryota; Metazoa; Porifera; Homoscleromorpha; Homosclerophorida; Plakinidae. The record is from RefSeq and is a predicted model, not a curated record. Bases 17 to 1402 code for a protein of 461 amino acids. Gene Ontology annotation, biological process: signal transduction; regulation of apoptotic process.
AGGCCGACCAACUAGGAUGGCGGCUGGAGUUGAUGCUCGCUUUGUGGCUCCGCUAGCGGACAGACACGUGUGUCCAGUUUGUCUCUUGGCAUUGAGAGAACCAACAGUCACUAAAUGCGGUCAUUUAUUUUGUAACGACUGUGUGAGGCCCUUGGCAAGGCGUGGCCGCAUUGUGUGUCCUGUAUGUAGAGAGGAACAGAAUGAAUCAGAAAUUUUCUCGAACAACUAUGAUAAAAGAGAAAUAAUGAGCCUGAAGAUCUACUGUGAUCAACAAGAGAAGGGAUGCAAGUGGAAAGGAGAACUAAGGGAGAGAGAAACACACAACGAGACUUGUGGGUAUGUUGAUGUUCUAUGCAAAAAUGAAUGUGGAGAAAUGGUGAUGGAAAAAGAUAUGGAAAGUCAUAGGAAGAAAACGUGCAUGAACAGGCAAGUCAAAUGUGUCCACUGUAAGACCAUAGUGACAUUCAAAUGUCUGAAUGAUCAUCAUGCACAAUGUGAGAUGUCUCCAGUCGCAUGUGAAUUUUGUAGACGACAAGUGCGUAGAGGAGAGAUGAAUGAACAUGUCAGUAAGGAUGGAACAUGCCCUAACAGUCCAUUAGAAUGUGAAUUUAGUGAAGCGGGUUGCCAGUUUAUUGGCAACAGGAAAGAAUGGAAGAAUCAUAUAGAACAUGACACCGUAUUUCAUCUGAUUCUCUUGAUGAAACAUCAAUCCAGAACCAAGGCUUUACUCUCAGCCACCAAGUCAUCACUUGAGUCAUCACUCUCGGCCACUGAGUCAUCACUUACAGCCACCAAGUCAUUACUUUCAUCCACAAGAGCUUGUCUUGCUAAAAAGGAAUGUGAACUUGAGAACUUGAAAUCAUUUGUUACAGAGAAGGUUGGAAUGCCCGUUUCUCAACCUGACAUUUGUGUGUUUGAGUGGAAUAUAACCAAUUGGUCAAACUGCAAGAUGAAAUCAGAGGUGGAUCCAACGUACGGCACACUGUCAAAGCCAUUUUUCACAAAACCAAAAGGGUACCGUUUGCGUCUCAUGCUUUAUCCAGCUGGACAUGACGAAUGUAAAGGGUCUCAUGUCUCUGUUCAUGUUUUGGUGUAUGCACGAGAGUAUGAUUAUGAUGUUAAGCUUCCCAAGCGCCAGCACUGCAAAUUCUCAUUCACUUUACUAGACCAACAGCCUGAUGCAAUGAAUGUCGUUGUAAGACAGGAGAACACACUUGAUCUUAUCCCUCGGCCACAGACUAUGUUAAUAACAGAGGAUCGUGAACAUGCUUUGCAAGUUAUUCCUUACACGAAAUUAGAAACCAUCGAUGACUUUAUAAGUUAUGAAAAAUUAAACUCACGAUCCUACAUUCAGAAUAAUGAAAUUUUUAUUCAGUUUUGUCUUCAACUCAACUUGCCCUAAUUUCAAUGUGAGCAAGACUUGCAAUCAUCAAUUGUGGUGAAGUGAACACGAAUUUAUUUUGUGCUGUGAUGGUUAGUAGUUUGUAAUGUAUUGCUACAGUUUUAUAUCAAAGUGAAUGUUUGUGAUACUUUUAUGAACAUUAUAUUUUCUAAUACCCCUGCUAUUAUGUCAUUGUCUGACUUGGAGUGAGUUUGUAUGUAUCAAUGUUUUCUGUGCAUUGAUCUUAGCAAGAAAAUCUGAAACACAA